Enterospora canceri is the source of this 309-nucleotide messenger RNA. NCBI's taxonomy places the organism in Eukaryota, Fungi, Microsporidia, Enterocytozoonidae. The record is from the annotation of a GenBank genome assembly.
AUGUUUUGUGAAUGUGGCACAUUCAUCAUCAUUACACCAGGUGAAUUGAUCAAUAACUGUCGAAGAUGUAGAAAAGUUAUCACAGAAGAGAAAAUAGCCAGUUUCAGCUACAAGGAAGAGAGACAGCUACUGAAAGAUGAUGUGGAGAAGGAGGAGAGAGUGGAGAAGGCACGUAGAACUCGUAUCUGUCCGAAAUGCGGCAACAACGAGAUGUUCUUUCACACUCUUCAAACCAGAUCAGCUGAUGAGGGCCAAACUGUCUUCUACGAGUGUACGGCAUGUGGGACCAAAGAGAGACUCAAUUCGUGA